UGUGGGAUGGCUUUUGAGCUCAGCAACAAGUUCGUUCCUGCCUGCGGUGGAGCACAGUGGCUGUCCAGCAGUUCUCAAGAGAGGACCUCAUUCGGAGAUCACAAGGUGCGCCAGGCGUCGCAUUUUCAACACUGCAGGGUGGGAAGGAAGCAACCUGGCUUGAAUCUCGACACCUCCUGUUCCCGAGGAUGGCAUCUCACGUUGGAGUUACAAUCUUCUUUUUCUCAACCUGGAUUGCAAGCAUCACAACCCAGCACAAUUUUCCUUUGGAAGGUAUGUUUUUAGUAUGUUGCUUGUACUGUUUUUUUCUGAAGUGUUUUGUAGCACUGUAAGGACAAGGUAAUCAAAUCCAGCACACUAUUCUCAGCAAGAUUAUUCACAGCUCUGCAAAUUAAUCCCGGAUUGCGGUAAAAUGAAACACAGAGCAGGAGGAUACCUAAACAAUAAGGGGUGCUUCCAGACUGCCACUGUUUUGGGGUGGGAUUCAGACACAUAGCGGCAAAUUUGGCUGGCACCAUUAAAGUUGACUUUAUGCUCUCACACAACUUGUUUCUGGCCCCCAAAGUUUGGACUCUUUGCAAUAAAGAUGCACUGGAAUGGAUGGAAUAACACUUGCUUGGCCCAACAUUGUAUAACCUCCCUGCAAACAAAUCAAAAUGAAUUCUCAAUAAAUAGCCAACGUCACCUAACCGCCCUAUAAACUUUAUGCAAACAAAUCAGGAUACUCAAUAAACAGGCUGUCUGGAAGCAGCCAAGAACUCUUAAGUGUCUCCAGUUAAAGAUGCAACUAGAACGUUAAUAAAUUAUUCAAAAAUGAAAUCCUGAAUCAGGUGUUACAAGUAAUGCAGCAGUUACCUUAGCUGCAGAACUAGAUAUUUUUCUUUCUUUCUUUUUUUUAGUUUUAUUUUUUUGCUUGGAUUUGUUCCUCCCUUCCCUCUUAUUAUCUUCAAAAUGUGUUUAUCAACCAAACCACAAAAAAACAAGGUUUUGAAUCUACUGAGCAGUUCAAAAGUUUUUGCUGGUUGUUAGUUUAAUGACUUUUAAAAUGAUUUAAAGUUGCUCUGCUGAGUGCUAGCCAGCCACCUGUUUUUAGCCAGUAAGUUCACAGCCCAGGUUAUAGUUGCCAUAGAGCACAGUCCAGCACUCUAUCCAUGCUAAAAAAAAUUCCAGUCGCCACAAGCUUAAUAUAAUUUUCCCUUUUCCUUUACUUGUUCCCAUCGUUUCAGAUAGAAUCCCUUCCCUUCCUCCUUUUCCUUCCUUGCAAGUUCAGCCACACCCAUUUCCACUUCAAGUCCUGAGAGAGAACAGCCAAGCCGCUGGAAUGACUAAUAUAGCUUUAUAAUGUGAUCAAACUCUCCAGUUCUAUCUGUCACUGCACAAGAAAUCAUACAGAGCUCUUUCAAUUAAGUUAAUUUUCCUGUUUCAAGUAAACUUCCUAAUCUUAGGAAACUUAGGUUAUGAGUAAAGCACUUAAUAAAAAAAGAUAGCAAAGUCAUGUUGCUAUUUGAAGCAGAAACUCCAAAAGAUGCCAUGGAAUUAAAUUUGUUUUAAAUACCGGUAAUCUUAUGCCCUCUAAUAUGUACUGUCCCUUCCUGCCUAAUGGUAGUGUUGGCACUGAAACACCACAAAUAUUUGCAUGCACCGAGAGCACUCAGCUUGGUAAGAAAAAUUGGUCCUUGGGGAGUAGAGUAUUGUUUGAGGCAAAUUGAUGACUAAAGAGGAAAGAGGAGUCAAGAUUCAGAUACACAAUGCUUAUUUUUAAACCCUGUUCCCUUAUUUUAAAAGAAAGUAUGUCUCCUAUUCCCAAGGCUGACUGUUCUGCAGAAUACUGCAGAUAUUCCUUCCCUCCAAAUCUGAUAGACUCUUAUCAUCUUGACUGUACCUCAUUUGUCAAAUGUUCUUUUUGAACAACAAGUGACUUUGAAUUCUAGUACAGUGGUACCUCGGGUUACAUAUGCUUUAGGUUACAGACGCUUCAGGUUACAGACUCCGCUAACCCAGAAAUAGUACCUCGGGUUAAGAACUUUGCUUCAGGAUGAGAACAGAAACCGUACGCCGGCGGCGUGGCAGCAACAGGAGGCCCCAUUAGCUAAAGUGAUGCUUCAGGUUAAGAACAGUUUCAGGUUAAGAACGGACCUCCAGAACGAAAUAAGUUCUUAACCUGAGGUACCACUGUAUUAUGAAAGGGAAAAACAGUUUUCAAUCCAUUUUCUUCAUGCUAUUCAUAAUUUAAUGCACCUCUAUAAUGUCCCUGCUUACUCAAAUUUUCUCUUGGUUAAAAAGUCCCCCAUAUGGUAGCCUAUACUCAUAAACUUCCUCAGGCUUUUCUCAAGACUCCAAGGUCUUGUUCCCAGCAGUGGCAGCCUUUGAGCUCUCAAAUUUCAGCAGCACCCUGUACGACGACACUAAAAUCAAGCACCCACACACCCAUCUCUUGCGCUCUACAGCAUUGCUGAGGCACCCCUGCACCGUGGCGCCCAAACCAGUCCUGCUCCCCUAAAACUGCCUCUGUUCCUGGUCAAUCACUGUCAGUUCAGAUCCUGUAAGUGUAUAUAUUAAAUUAAGACUUUUUGCCCUGAUGCGCAUCACUUUACAUUUGCUUACAUUGAAUGACAUUUGCCAUUUUACUGUUCCUUCACCCUGCUUAAGACGAUUUGCAAUCCUGUUUUGUUUUAACCACUCUGAACCAUUUUGUAUCACCAGCAAACUUGGUAACUUCGCUGCUCACCCCUAACUCUAGAUCAUUUAUGAACACAUUUAAAAGCACAUGUUCCCAAACCAAUCCUUGGAUAUCAAGGUGGUCCCAGGCUGUGUACAUUAUUCUUUUUACAUUCCAUUGUACCCUCACAACAAUUCUUUAAGAGAGUGACUAGGCUGAGGGAGAGUUCAAACCCAGCUCUCCCUGAUCCUUACUAACCAAAGUUAUUUUUAGUUAAAGAAUAUCGGUUAUUGGGAAUAGGCAUGACCCUGGAUUGGAAUGCUGGAGCGACUCAGCUAGUUGGUGUAAUUAUACUUGACUUUAUGUAAAGUAGCUCUUAUAAUUUUUCCACUCUUCAAAGUACAUGAAAUUAAAGAUCAAAUUUCUAUAAGUAAUCAUUUGAUGUAUUUCUUCUCUAUUUGCAGAUGUUAAGACUCUCCAGUGCAGGAUUUCUGGAAUAACUCUUGCUUCACAUGUUAACAAUAAAGGUGUAUUUAAUUUUGUCACUGCACGACAAAUAUGCCAGCAGCUGGGGUUACAGUUGGCAUAUAAAUCUCAGGUUGAAGAGGCUCGGAAGCAUGGCUUUGAAACCUGCAGGUACAGAAAAUCUUUCAACAUUUAAAAUAUUUUAUUGUAGGUUGGCAAAUAGACAUCUCUUUGUAGAUACAAUAUUUUAAAAAAUAUUAUUAUAAAUGAAUCUAAAGCAUGAAAUAAUUAAAUAUCUACACCUUAUUCUGACUUUUCUUACAUUAACAUUCUGUGAUUAAGGCUGCAAUCCUAACCUCAUUUACCUGGGAGUAAGCCUCAUUGAAUUCAAUAGGACUUACAUUGAGUUAGGAUUGUGCUGUGACUGUCUCUGUUCAUUUCCUUCACAGAAGGGAUUUCAAAUAUUUAAGUCUAAGUCCAUAGAGUAACAUCCAACAUUAGUCGUACUCAGAGUAGACCAACUGAAAAAUUGACAGGAUCCUGCUAUCCCAUAUCACAAACUCCUUUUGAAACGUCCCCAAGUUUCCAAAGAGACGGGCUAUGUGACAGGAAGAGUUGCUGUUCAAUACUUGUAAGCCCCAAAGCCUCCUUAGGGUCACAAAACUGUUUGUGUGGAUCCUUAGAUCUCAGAAAUAGUUGACAUCUUUGCACAUUUUUAUAACAUGUCUUUCAUUCUGUUUACACUCUUGUUUUACAUUACUUACCAUGUAACAUCCUGACUGUGACAUUAUACAGCUUUUCAUUUCCUCCUCUUGCCAAUUUUAUUAAGUCUGAAUCUUAAACACAGUUAUUAGGAAGUCAGCCCCACUGAACACAAUGGGACUUGCUUCUAAACAGAUGUGUAUAGGGUUUCAAUGUGCAGAAAUCGCUAAAGUCAGGGCUGGCCCAAGACGUUUUGACACUUGCGGUGAAGCACAAAAUGGUUCCUCCCCCCACCAGAGAAGAAGUGGUGUGUGAAGAUCUACAUCGGGAAUGGGGGCAGGAUAAAUAUAUGCAUCGGAACAUGGGUGUGAGGAGCUCCUCCCUAUGCCAAGAGGUUGCUGCAUGAGGGAAUGCUGAGAAGGCAGCAGAUCCAGUCUUCAAGGCGCAUGCCACAGCUAUCACUGCUACUGUGGCAGCGGGCAUUGCAUUCUUUGGAGGUUGCAUUUGCUACUCCUAUGGAUCCCGCUGCCCAAAUUGGUCACCUCAUCUUGCCUCCUAGGUGGGCUGCCCUAAAUAAAGUUUUUUUAAAAAAAAAAAAACAACCAAGAAGAAAACUUUCUGUGUCCUUGAGAUAGUGUAGUCGUGUGUGACAGACACUUGCUAUUGUUGGAUGAGUUGUUUGAUUAUGCUGAAGAACCACAUCAAAUACAUAUUCAGCAAGAAGUUGGUAUUAAAUUUAUACAUGCUUAUUUGCAAGUAAGCCAAAUUGCACAGUGAUGCAGUCCAGACCCAUUCAUAGGCAUUUCAUCCCCCUAUUUAAACAUAUGACAAUUUCAUGUGUUAGACUACAAAUGGCAAAUCUUGGAACCUGGAUUGCAAAUCCAUAAAGUUGUCAACAGUAGAAAAUAUUGCCUAUCUUUUUAAAGAUAAACCUGUGAGAGAACUUUUCUACAGCGUUAUUUGCUUUUCCUUUCUUCUAUAAAAGCUCCAUGUUGCAGAGUAGGUUGUUUCUAAGGGAGAAACAAAACUUGGGCCUCACACAAUUAAUCUAUCUAUCUAUCUAUCUAUCAAUCAAUCAAUCAAUCAAUCAGUAAGCAAGCUAUUCAAUGGCCCACAGUGACCAGAAUAAACGUUCAGUUUAGCUUUUAUAUGCUAAAUUUUAUCAAGUACAUUCUUUGAUAUGGGCAUACGCUUAACAGAAAAACAAUGUUUUCCGUUGUAGUUUUGGCUGGAUACAAGAAGGGUAUGUUGUCAUUUCCCGGAUAACUCCCAAUGAAAAAUGUGGUAGGAAUAACACUGGAAUAGUCGUCUGGAGAACCAAACAUGACUAUCGAGCCCAUGCUUACUGUUACAAUUCUUCAGGUGAGUGAGCCAAGAUAAUGAAUCAAGCAAUAAUAUUUUGUAUCAAAUCUCUUUCUUAAGCGGAUGUAGCGACAUUUCGUGUGAAGGCUAUCCAGUUGCCAUGAGAUCAUGGCCAGCCUGCGCCACCCACCCCACAACUUAAUUUUUCCACCAUCUCUGUUUACCCUGACUCUUGGAUAAAAGGAACUACAAGUUUCACAUAAACUUUCAACCUGAGAGAGGAAACUAUCCGCUAACUUCUCUGUGUCCCCUUGGUCAAAGUGUAUGGUAUGAAAGGGCAGUGAAGCAGGCAGGGCGGAGAAUCAUUGGGUGUGUCAUGGUAUGUUGUUGUCAAGGUUUCAGAUCAAGCUUUGUUACAGUGGACUCUCCUUUCUUUCAGGUUUUAAAGUGGAGGUUGGAUGGCUAUUAGCCAGAGAUUAUUUAGCUGCAAUUCCUGCAUUGCAAAGGGUUGGAUUAGAUGACCCCAUGGGAUCCCUUCAAUUCUAUGAUUCUAAGAUUCUAUGAAUUAGGGAUGGGAUGGAAAUAUAAGGAAUGAAGGGGAGAGCAUAUAGGCAAAAUUAAAAAGAAACAUUUUUCUCUCUAAAUUCUAAAAGUUCCCCAAGUUAUUUCCUCAUAAACCUCUUGAAAAUUACUGAUGGUGUACCAAUUGCAAUACACUCUGCUAGAUGGUGCAUGAUUUUUAAUUGUAUUUUAUUGCUUCUUUUAUUUCUUGUAUGACAAUUUACAUUCCAUACAAUUCAAAUUGUGAUAGAAAAAGAUACCCUACUGGUUGAUACUGGAUCAGAGUGUCUCUGUCCUUCACAUCAUGAUGAUGAUGAUGAUGAUGAUGAUGAUGAUGAUGUUGAUAAAAUUUCUGUACUGCGCUUCAUCCUAGGAUAACAGUGCAUCUUACAAUAUAAAAACACAAAAAUACUACCUAAUAAUGAGUGUGUGAAUCUCUAACAGUCUUGGUGUAAAAUGUACUUGGAUAAAUUUGUGUCCUCUCUGUGACUUUUGGCAUCACUUAAAGACUCUGGUGAUAAAAGUAAUAUUACUCUGUCAUUCAGCAUCCUAUUCAGUCAAUGAAAAUGCGUCAUCAAGCUUCCACCAGGGACUCAUAUGAAGAACCGUAAAGAGGUCAUUUCCUUCUAUUAUAUUAAAAUGUACUCAGAAUGACCAUUGGUGUCAUAAUAGCUUUCAAACUGUGUAAAUUAUAUAAACGACCUUCAGAAUAAGGGAUUAGUUAUUCCUCAGGAUCACAUUGGCAGCUCAAUUCUCUUGCUGCAUUUAAUAUAUCAAAGCACCUACAGGCUACAGGCGCACACAAAACAUGCCUUUAAAAUGUGGUUUUAAGUACCACUGCAAUGUAGUGGGUUGGGUAACUUUCUGAACCAAUGUUUUUCCUGGCCUAAGGGCCAAACUAGAUGAGAUGUUAAUUUUGUGAAAGCAAUGAGUAAGUAUGUCGUUUCAUUUAAAUAACCACUAUUAGGAUCAGAUGUGCAGGAAUUUAAUGCUUUCGACUCCCAUUAUGCUCCCAAUUUUCCUGUUGUGAGCAGGAGAAAGAGCACACAGCAAAACAUUUUUUUUCUAAUGGAUAUUCAACCUUCCCUGUUGUUAACUGUCAUACUGCUGCUGACACCUCCUUCUUGUUUCUCAGGGAUCCCACUUACGCUGACAGUGCAGUUCCCAUCCAGCUUAGCUAUUAGAGGCACUAGGGUGAGGAUGAUGAAGUGUACUUUAAACAAACAAACAAACAAACAAACAAACAAAAAGAAAUAGAAAUUACCACCUGAUUUAUGAUGGUUGUAGCAAGGAGGAAAGCGUUCACUGCAAUUCAGUAUGAAAAGUCAUUUCAGCUGCAUGCAAAAUGCUAGUGUCAAUACAUCUCAUUGCACCGCUUUCCCUCAUCUUUUCAGACACAUGGAUUAAUUCCUGCAUACCAGAAGAAAGUACAACUGCAUCCCUGGACGUUACUAUGGAGGCAAACUCUACUUCUGCAGUCUUGCCUCAGGACACUUCAGCAGUAGUUCAAACAUCUGAGUCACAGAAAACUAAAGAGCCUUCAAAGCUGCUAUAUCGUAUUAUAUGUGUAACGCAGACCAUUUCACCAACAGCACCAACUACGGAGGAUGUGAUCCUACAUCUCACGGCAAAACAAACUGCCUUUAGAAAUGAUUCUCUGUUUGGAGGUAAGAGCAACAUCCCAUUAUUUAGCUUAGAGAAUUAUAUGUAUGGCUGUUUUCAUACUUUCCCCAUGCCUUCUGGUCUUUUCCAGUGGUAUAACAAAACAUCAGUAGAUGUGUUAAUGCAAAUAAAAGGAAAGCUAGGGCUUCAUCUGAGGUUUAAAAAAUCCAUAUUGAGUGGAGGUAAGGGAAAGGUGACAUUUUGAAGCAAGAAGCUGUAAAGAAUGUAAACUAAACCAGACCUGCAGGAGUGAAGGGGAUUCUUCAUUUCUGAUGUAUUUUAAGAAUUAUUUAUUUUUGGCCUAGCCUAGAUCUAUUUCAGAAGACUCUUAUUUUAAUAUUACAUCCCUUGGAAAAAAAACAACUGACACCUCGCAUUAGUAUGGCUGAGGAAGCCCCUGGUUUGAAUCUUGCCUUCAUCAUGAACCCACUAAGGUUGUGUUCCCACUUUCAUUUACUGUGCACUCACUGCCUUUCCACAUGACAUUAUCCAAAAUGCAAAUGAAUCCUGUUGUUAUAAAACAGUACUGUCUGAGGAUUUGUUUCUCAAACCAGCUUCACACCAAUGGGAAUCUUACCUUCAUACAGACUUGGAAUAUGCACAAUCCAGUCAUGGCAAAGAGGCAAAAUGUUUAGAAACGCUAAAUAGCUGUGCCUAGAACAACAACAAAUCGACCAAGGGGUGGCUACCCAGGAUUUUUAUGUUUAGUGGUGCCUAGGACCUAGGGCAGGAUGUAAGUGGUGUUGAACUGAUUGGAAACAGUGGCCACAGUGGCCUCAAAUUCACCAUAUAUGUAGGUCGGCUAUUGCCAGGAAAGUCCAAGAAAGUUGCAUUUGACUUCAAAAGAGUAAACUUCCCAAAAAUUAGAUUAGGGAAAAGGUAGAUGAGAGAAAGUGAAGAAUGCUUGCGGGUUGUUCAAAGCCACAGAUCAGGAAAGGUAAAGUCUUAAGUGCAGGCAAAAGUGCCACCUACUCCAGAGGAUUGAGGGGACCCAACGUGACGUUCUGAUAUCACAUGCCUGAAGUCAUGUGACAUCAGGACACCGUACACAGGGCCUUCUAAACAUUGAGGGGGCCUGGCCCCCUAAAAAAAUAUAUUGAAGGGCCCUUGAGUGAGCCGGCGCCCUUAAGUCAAGGGUCUCUUGUUGGAAGUAAUCUUGUCAUAGGCCUAGUGCUGGCAAUGAGUGGAAUUAAAACAAGCAAUGGGUGAGGACAGAGUCCAAGAUAGGUGAGUACCACCUUUUCUCUCUUUCCACCACCCAUUCCCCCAUCCUUGAUAUCUGCAUGAAAUGUGGUUGAGGGCUAUAACUUGCCCCCUCCCCCAGGUUUGGGUGGGUUUCUGCUGCUUACUUGUUUGUGGGAGAUGUGCUAAUUUUGAGAUAUAAGAGAGUUCUUCUUCCCACGUAUCCAAAAGGACAUGACAGACAGUUGCUGCUCAUCGUGGCUGCUGAUGACACGACAAAGUAGUUAUGUCAAAGAAUUCUUAGUCAAUCUCAUUUCAGUCCAGGGAUACUGAGCUAUAGAAGUGGUUUCAAAGUCUUUUUUUAUGGAAAUGUCCUGCCAGGGUGGCCAGAAAGAAAAGCAGACCACACUCCCGCACCUUUAAUAGUUGAUUAGAAGAGGGAUCUUCAGCUAAUCCUACUGUUGUGCAACCUAUGGUGGCUAAAAAUUCCCUAUUCUACUAAUUAUUAAAGGUUCGUGAGCCCUGUCCUCUUUUGCAUCUGGCCAUCAUAAUUUCUGCUAAUGGAAUUUGCCAUCAUGAAAUGGGAUUUAUUCCCAGGUAAGCAGGUGGCGCUCUGGUCUAAACCACACAGCCUAGGGCUUGCCGUCAGGUCGGCCAUUCAAAUCCCCGCGAUGGGGUGAGCUCCCGUUGCUCGGUCCCAGCUCCUGCCCACCUAGCAGUCUGAAAGCACGUCAAAGUGCAAGUAGAUAAAUAGGUACCGCUCUGGCAGGAAGGUAAAACGACUUUUUCGUGCGUUGCUCUGCUUUCGCCAGAAGCGGCUUAGUCAUGCUGGCCACAUGACCCAGAAGCUGUCUGCGGACAAAUGCCGGUUCCCUUGGCCAUUAAAGCGAGGUGAGCACCGCAACCCCAGAGUCAUCUGCGACUGGACUUAACGGUCAGGGUCCCUUUACCUUUACCUUUAAGUGUGCAUAGCACUGCAACAUUAGAUUUUUCUCGUCAGUCUAGAUGAUGACAUCAUCUUUCUCCAACUCUGAGAGGACAAGAACAGAAACAAAGUAAUGCUAACAGGCAUUUUGGGGUGGCUUAAUGUUAAAAAAAUUAUCAGUGCCAAGAUUAAUCUACCAACUACGCCCAGGCUGAAUCAUAUGCCAGGACACGGUGACUAAUUAGUUGCACAUGCUCUGUGGGGACAAGUUGUUCAGCAACAAAAGCAUGCCAGUAUGACAAAAAUUCCUGCUGUUCUGUGAAGUUCCAGGGAAAUUUUUUUUGGCCACAAAAUAUUUUGUAUAUAUAUAUUUUAAAGUGUGCUGCUUUAAGACAUUUUAUAACACUUUUGGAGUAGAAACAAAACAUGGUUUUUUAAUUUUAAAAAUCACAUUUUUCAUAUAAAAUCACAUAAAUGAAAACAAAACCAACAGAUCCAUCAAUAUGAACAAAGGACAUCCACAACUCAACCAGUCACAAAAACCAAAUACAAGCUAAAACAGAAAUAUAUUAGAUACUUUUUUAAAAAACAGGGAGAGAAAAGCAAUUCCUGAAAACAACAUUCCACAAUGCAAGGAGUGUAGCAGUAAAUGUCCCUUUCUUGGCUGCAUAUCUUCUAAUCUCUUGCAGAGAGGACAAGUCAACUGAUGAGAAGCGAGUCCCUGACACAGAGCAAGCUAGUUCCUCAAAUACUUCGGUCCUGAGCAGUGAAAGGCUGUAUAGGUCCAAAACGCCCCCUUGAAUUCCCAUCCACAAAUCAAUGUUGUGUGCUGACGAGCCUUUGGAAACCACCAGACACGAUGGAUUACCCUUCACACUCUUUGAUUCUAAAACAAUCUGUUUCUCUCUCUAGGUGUACCCACUGCCCUCCUUGUGCUUGCCCUCAUCUUCUUCACAGCAACAGUUGUUUUAGCAGUCUGCUAUGUCAAAAAGUAAGGGUACUUUUUUGUUUUAUUUGCUACAAUAAAUAUCCAUAUGCAUCUUUAUACAUCGGCUGCCUUGACAUGUGCACAUUCAACAUGUUGACCAAGGAAGUGAGCCUUGGACUCUGCAGGUAGAAUGCUUUGUGCAAGUCAGCCUCUAACCCUGUACCUUUAUUGGCAUGUAUAUUCUUUUAUGCAGUAGAAACAUAAUACAGGUGAAGCACAUUUGCAUAUGAAUGUACGCUCAAAGGCAUGUGUUCAUAUACAGUGUUCUGCACAUGGAAGGGAAGUGCAUUUACAUAAUCUGCAUGUUACGGUCUCUUCAUGGAUGUAGCGGGGGGGCAGGGGGGCAGCUGCCCCCAGAUCAAGUAAAACAAUAGAAAUAUUUAACUAACUGACCAAUCACGUCAGUCCUGCUCCCCCCCCACAAAAGUCCUGCCCCUCCUAACAAAAAUCCUGGCUACGCCCAUGUGUCUCUUGACCACUAGAUCUGUGACCCUCUGUGGAACAGCAGCUCAUAAAAGAACCUAGCACUAGUGCUCUGAUCUGGUCCUGGGAUUUUACCUAAAUACACCCCUCAAUUCUAUUGGGGGAUAAACACAUGAAUUGGGAACUGCUGUGCUGCACAGAGGCAUUUAUGUGGCUUUGGUGAGUUUAAAGCUAACUAUACAGCAUCCUAAGGGUUAUUUGAGUUGUCCUUGUACCUUCUCAAGAAUAUGUUCAUUGCCUGCUUCAAUUCUUUGAGUGGCAAGAUGUUCCAGACAUAGUGCAAGUGCUUAGUUUCCUUUGGAGAAGGAAGCAUUGGAGACUUAUGGUUACUCGUCCAAUUUCCUAACUUGUUCCAAAUUUUGUUUAAAGAUACAAGAAAACAUUUCCAUUUUCCAACAAGGAGGAGAAAAAGGUAGAAAUUGAAACCAAGAACAUCAAAGAAACAAAGACAAGCGUCAAAACCCCAGAGCAGGAACCCAAGGGAAACGGGAAAAACACAGAAGAAUCUCAAGCCAAGCCUGAACCACGGGUAAAAUGUUUGGAAGCAGAAGUUUAAGAAAUGGCAUCCAAAUGGACAUAUCUUAGAUGAACAAAUGACAGAUAUUAGCAAAUUGUUUAUAAAUGGAUGGUUGUAAAUACUGCCAAAGUCAAUAUUUUUGUCUCUCUAUGCAAUUUGUACUUCAUGCAUAUCAGCUAUACCAUGUCAUUACAAAAAUAUGCCUAGUUCAUUACAGAAUUCCAUAAAUGGAAGGGUUAAUGUGGAGAGGAGAGAAAAGAUCUGAUUCACAUGGGAAAUGUGGCACAAGCUUUGUAACCAUGAAAUGUUGUAUCCAACUUUUCAGAUAAAAUUGUACUAAACACUUCCCUAUAGGAAUCACUUUAAGCAGGCAGUCUUCUCUCUCUCCCUCUCUCUCUCUCCCUCUCUCUCUCUAUUUAAACCAAAGACAAUUAUAACAGAGCAAUCAUCUGCAUGACAUUCUGAGGCAUGUUCCAUCCUCUUCUAUAGAGUUUUCUCUGCAGCAACUGUGUUUAGGAUUAAAGCAUAAUAUAUCACUCCAAAAAAAUAUGUUGCCAUUGUCACAUUCAUUAUCAUACUACGGUAUACCAUUUUAUUUAUUAAGAUUGCUCUGAAAAGACAAUAUAAUUAUUUCUAUACAACUUCCAGGGGGAUAUAUUUGGAUACAAUCUUUUGAAACAACACGAUUGGUUUCUAAUUGUUAUGGAAGGUUUUUCCAUCUUAAUAAAAAAAUUUGCAGAAAUCAUUUUUGUAAUGUUAUAUGGAGAUCAUCUACAAUCCAAAAAAACAUACAAAAUUGGCUUGUCUUGCCAUUAGUUAAACUCAAAGUGUAUAUGUCAGACCAUAGUAAAUUGUUUAAUGAUGGCAUUUCGAACAAACCAUUGAUACUUAUAGGAGUCUAACUAUAUUUACACCAAAGUAAGUAAGUAAAUGGGGUCACAAAGAGUCGGACACGACUAAACGACUAAACAACAAGAAGUAAGUAAAUCCAAGAAGGUUCAGUGGGACUACCUAGUAAAUUUUACUUCUCAAGAUGGGCAAUGCAUAUUGAAUUGAUUUUGGAUGUGGGCUGGAAUUACACAUAGGAAAGAAAUUGGCAAGUAAACACAAUGGAUAAGAUCCAAGUUCCACUUCAUUUCCCACUACAGAGCUAUGUUUUUAGCAUCCUGAAUAACUGUUACACAACACUUUUGCCAAGCCUGAAUCAGUAGUCAAAGUUCAAUGAACAACACAGUUCUUAACAUAACAAAGCAUCACUGAAGCACACAUGUCCACCUAAAAGACAAAUAAAUUAUCUGUUGAAAUCUGAUUUACUCUACCUCUUGGAAAUGAACCCAUUCAAUAGAAACUGACAAGCUGCCAUUCUUCAAUAACAUAUGUAGGAUUCCCACACUUGAUCUCCAGAUGUUUGUUGACCUUUAUGGAAAGGGGGAGACUUGACUAUGUACUUCCUGCAGGAAAUAUGCAAGAUACGAAAAUAUUAAACCAGAUUUUGUUGC
Molecule: messenger RNA, 12945 nt
Organism: Podarcis lilfordi (Lilford's wall lizard)
Lineage: Eukaryota; Metazoa; Chordata; Lepidosauria; Squamata; Lacertidae
Source: the annotation of a GenBank genome assembly